This is a messenger RNA of Aspergillus pseudoviridinutans, 2094 nucleotides long. Its product is annotated as putative C6 transcription factor. The transcript is spliced from 7 exons. Gene Ontology annotation, molecular function: zinc ion binding; DNA binding. The record is from RefSeq and is a predicted model, not a curated record. Lineage: Eukaryota; Fungi; Ascomycota; Eurotiomycetes; Eurotiales; Aspergillaceae. Bases 1 to 2094 code for a protein of 697 amino acids. Gene Ontology annotation, biological process: DNA-templated transcription.
AUGUCAUUCAGACCUGGAGGCACUGAUUACGGACCCACUGGCCAAGCAGCAGGGGGAGAAGGUGGCCUGGAUUCUCAGUGGAAUGGGGUAGAUGAGCAUGAGGUUGUGGUGAAGGAGAGAGUGGCAUGUGAUCGUUGCCGUCAGCGGAAGGCGGAGGCGCAGUGUACAUUCAGACUGGCUCACAAAGCCAAAGAAAAGCGGCAACGGGUCCUGAUCUCGAGUGUAUAUGAAAGGAGAUUGGAGCAUAUUUCGAACAGAAUUGAGGAGCUCUACGGAAUCAUAGGGCAACUUAGAGAUGAGCGCCAUAAUGGUGAUAGUAGCCUUAUGGCCCCAACUAGAUUACGAGCACCAUCAUACUCAUCGCUCCAAUCUGGCAGUCUUCGGGCAUCCUCCAAAGCUCCAGCUCCAGCGGAAGGGAUUGAGUCCGCAUUGUUUGCCCAUGUCAUUUGCGCAGCAAGAGCUCUUGAAACCGCUGUGAUGAAUGACCCAUUCUCCAGGGCGGUCGACGACAUAACUUCGGCGUUAAACACUUUGCGGAACACAGUCAAUGACCAAAAGCAGCAAAAUGAGACGCUGGAAGGGUCACGUUCAUUUCUAAAGGCGCUGCCUUCUGGUCUUAGUCUUAGGGAUUUGCCUAUCCCUUCCAUAGAUAAAAUCAUGGCAUGCCUCAGGAUCACACAAGAGAGCUCGCCGAGCGAGAUUUACUGGCCCUUCGAAUUUGGAUCCCUGGGAGACUUCACUCAGAACGUGAUCAGAGCCUGCGCACCCGGUCCGAUCAGCGAUAUAGAGCUGAUCAUAGUACACUACGUUCUUUACUCGCUCUUCACCCAAUGCUCGAUUGUUGCCGAUGACGAGACACUCAGACAGGACUACGAUGUGCAAGCUGCAACGUGCAGAGAGAGCCUCGAGACAAUUCUAUCGAGCCUUUCCUUUCACAUCCAUACCAAUAUUGACUCUAUCUGUGCCUUGUACAUGGCGUCUCUUCAUUGCCUGCACCGGGGAAAAGUGUCCACAGCCUGGACGUUUAUUUCAAGAGCGUCACUUAUGUGCCUAGCCUUGGGGUUGCAUAGCAAUCACACCAUGGUAACGGAACAAGAAAGCGCAGUGCAGCGAAAGAUGUGUCUUUUCUGGGCUGUGUAUGCCGUGGAGAAAGCUGUGGCUUUACGGCUCGGCAGGCCAUCGACUAUUAGAGACCAGGAUAUCACCAUCCCACGACUCACUUUGGACCGCAAAAUGACCUCCCUAGCAUAUAAUCGGCUGCCUGACUGGAUUGAUAUCGCUAGCCUCUACGGCCGCUUGUACGAUAGCCUGUAUAGCCCAACUGCGUUGACACGACCGGGCUCCGUUCGCGUGUCUCGUACCAAUGCACUGGCUUCUGAGCUGGAGCGUAUGAUAGCCGCGAGAACCGGAUAUUAUAGUCGGCCAGACCUGUGGAGUAGCCAUGUGCUAGAUCUAAAUCUUUCACGGUUCAUGAUACACGCCAACAGAGCUAUAGAAUUCUCAACUUUGGCGUCCAUAUAUCGAGGAAUCCCAACAGAGAGUCCGCCGGGUAUAAUACCAUGUACUCAAUGCAUCACCGCUGCGCGAGUAGCUCUUGAAGAGAGCGAAGCCAGCAUUGCCAUACUUUCAGGUGCAGCAAAAUGGCCGACUAGUCUUCACGACUGGGUCAACGAGGUUCUCCUCAUAGCGCCAUUUAUCCCUCUCACAAUCCUGGUUUACAAUGUUGUUGAUACUGCUGACGCGUCGGACCUGGGCCGCUUGAAGGGAGUGGUUGACGGUCUACAGUCUCUGGCACAAUCGCCGCACUAUGCCCGCUGUAAUAGGCAGCUGCGUAUUUUCAAGCCACUGUACGAUGUUGCAGCUCGUUAUGUCGAAGCAAAGACAAGCCGGGAAUCAACAGGCACGAUCAGCAGUCUAUUCACUAAUCCCGACACCGAUGUCUACUUCGAUGAUGACACUUGGUUAGGGAAUGAAUUCUCUCUUGUCUCGUCUUUACCAUUAUCAAAUAUGUUGUCACUCGAUUUGCUCCAAGCUCCAGCAGUUACAUCAUAUGAUGAGACUCCGGAACAUAGCCAACCUGACCUAAUAAAGUAA